UCUCUGUCCCCAUGAGAACCUUCAAUCAAGCAUUUACCACUAUGCAUUCCUUCAAAAGCUCUUACCUUAAAAGCUCCUACUUGACUCAUUCCUCCACCCGACGGUUGCUAUUGCCUACUACAGGGUGCUUUCGUUCUCGAUAUAUCAGCUCUGUGGCACUGAGCCGUUGGGAAGAUACCAAGUCUGCAUCACGUCAAGGCUCUCAGCUACGUUGGAAGUCUACAAGUAAUAACAACAAAGGUGAAGCUGGUAAUGAACAACCGCCGCCAUCUCCAAAGCCCUUUGCCGCCCUUACUACACGGUCUUCACAGCAGAAAGAAGCGUCAUCUGCAGGCUAUGACCAAUAUGAAUAUGGCAGUGGGGCUCCUGCAGAUACCAUGGCUAACGCGCAAUAUGUCAAUGCAUUUGAAUCUGUCAGUGCCUCUGUCAGUAAUCCUAGAACUAUUGUUAAGCACCUUGACGACUUUGUCAUUGGGCAAACAAAGGCCAAACGGAUAUUAGCAGUCGCUGUAUACAAUCAUUAUAACCGUACGAGGUCCAACGUCACAUUACAGCAAGAUGAUCAACAACUUAGGCAAGAGCUUUAUCCCCCUACUGCUGAAUUGGACGAUCGAUAUCAAGGAGAGCACCAGCAUCAUCCAACUAUUCCAUCUCAGCAGCAGGCAGAUUACUACACUCCGAAUGCGAAUGGCACAGAACUGGUUCCUACUGAUCGUAUCAUUUACGAUAAGUAUGGCAGAUUUUCGGUGGUUCCGCAGUAUAUAUCCAAUUCCUCAUGGCAACGACGAGGGUGGAUAAACCCACCUUCACAAAACUCUAACACCAACGAGAGAAGCCAGAAUGAAGCCAAAAUAAUGUCCGCCACAGGAGAAGAUGCUCCAACCUUGGAUAAGAGCAAUGUGCUGCUUGUAGGACCGACUGGUUCAGGAAAAACACUGUUAGCCAGAACGUUGGCCAAGGUUUUGCAAGUACCGUUUUCCAUGUCGGAUGCUACCCCGUUUACUCAGGCUGGCUACGUAGGAGAGGACGUUGAGCUUGUUAUUCACAGAUUGUUACAGAGUUGCGAUUUCGAUGUCAAGAAAGCUGAGUCUGGUAUCGUGUUCAUUGAUGAAAUUGACAAGAUUUCGAGAAGAUCCGAUAUGAACUCUGCGUCCAAAGAUGUCUCUGGUGAAGGUGUACAACAGGCAUUGUUGCGUAUGCUAGAAGGUACCAUCGUCAAUGUAACAGAUAAGACAGGCGCCAGUAGUUCGAGCAAGAAGCCACCGGCUGCUGGGGCUGGAUUGGGUCCAGGGCAAAACAACUCCAAAGGUGAAGUGUACUCUGUCGACACUAGCAACAUUCUCUUUAUCCUAAGUGGCGCAUUUAUUGGUCUGGACAAGAUUAUCAGUGAUCGCAUCGCCAAAGGAUCCAUUGGGUUCGAUGCUCCCAUCAAGAGCAGUGAAGAUAUCAAAAACAGUGGCGAAAAUGUACCUCAUAUCCUGAAUGAUGUCGAGCCUACUGAUUUAAUCAAGUAUGGCCUCAUCCCAGAGUUCGUUGGCCGUUUACCUGUGGUAGCCUCGGUUAAGAACCUGUCGAUUCGUGACCUUAUCAGAGUAUUGACUGAACCUAAGAAUUCGCUCAUUCGACAAUAUCAAACCCUGUUCGGUUUCAAUGACAUUGGCCUCCAUUUCACAAGCUCUGCCCUGGAGGAAAUUGCACGCAAAGCCUCUGAGAAACAAACGGGUGCUCGUGGAUUGAGACGCAUUGUGGAAUCGUUGCUUCUCGAUCCAAUGUUCGAGGCUCCUGAUUCACACAUCAAGCACGUUGUCAUAGACCGUGAGGUUGUACUGCAACGAAAGCCUCCCAUGUAUUUUACUAAAGAUCAAGUAGAUGGUGUUACUGCGGCCAUCGCUGCAGAUGACGCUGCGGUUGCCCAGAACAUCGUAGAUGAUGAUAAGAAUGUCAAAGUACAGAGGAUGACUCAAGUCUAAGCAAGCAACCCAUUUUUCAUAACGCAUUUCGUAAAGGUUAAAUGCUUGCUCUUUUUUAUUUUCUAUUGUGUAUAUCUUUUUUUGAAUUUCUGUUUCUUCUUUGCACAUAUACCAACCCU
This is a messenger RNA of Umbelopsis ramanniana AG, 2089 nucleotides long. RefSeq lists its product as uncharacterized. The coding region runs from base 12 to 1970 and encodes 652 amino acids. Gene Ontology annotation, molecular function: ATP hydrolysis activity; ATP binding; ATP-dependent protein folding chaperone. The record is from RefSeq and is a predicted model, not a curated record. Lineage: Eukaryota; Fungi; Mucoromycota; Umbelopsidomycetes; Umbelopsidales; Umbelopsidaceae. Gene Ontology annotation, biological process: protein catabolic process; proteolysis; protein folding. The transcript has 8 exons. Gene Ontology annotation, cellular component: mitochondrial matrix.